AUGACAUGGCCCGCCAACAACAAUCUGUCGUGGCCAGCACGCCGCGAUCCAAUUCACCCCGCCCAGCAACCGCACGACACGGAAAUGCACGACACGGUGGAGAGUGCCCACGACGUCAACAUGGAGGAUGCCGCGCAGCCCAACGGGACCGACCGACCGACCGAGACGAAUGGCCCAGAGGCAGUGAAUGGGGCCGAUCCUGUGACAAACGGAUCACACAAUAGUGGCGCAGAUGAGGCGCAGAAGAAUGGCCAAGGGGAGCAUUCUCCCACGGGCGAAGAUGUGUCUGACACCGCAUCGCAGCAAACAGCGCACAGAAUGACGACACGCACACGAGCACGAGCCCAUGCAGCCUCGACUCCUUCUCCACCUCACUCGCCAUCAGGCCAUGUCAACGCGAUACAUCCCCUGUUCAUACACCCCACCGAGUCGCUGCCAGACCGCGACUUUGGUCUCCCGCCAAACGAGGCAGAGGAGACGCGUAUGCUCCUCAUGGCGUACGUACAAAAGCAGGAAGAAGUCGCGCGCAUCACGUCCGACCUCUACCACGGCUUGCUGCAAGCUGACCGCAUGAGGCAAGACGUCUUCAAAUGGUCCAAAGCCGAAGGCCACAUAGGGGAGAUGAGCGAUGGCGAGGACUGGUACGACAAUGAGGAAUGGGGCCUUGAACAAGACUUGGCCAAGGGUCGUGAUGAAGAAGAGGAUGAAACUGCGGUAGCUGGGAAGAAGAGCACGAGGCAACGGCGCAAGCCUGACAAAGACGACCGUCACAUCUUCUGCACCAACUGUGCGGAUGCUACUGGGCUAUCAAGUUCUACAAACGCGCAACGAGUCUGUCCAGCAUGUAGCGCAUCACUUCACAAUCCAGACGAUGUGGUCAUUGCGGGUCUCAAUCCAUCCGAAGACUACAAGACUUCCGUGUUGAGUGGCCUCAGCCCAACAAUCAUCAUGGAGUGUGCAAGCCGCGGUCUGGCCUUUCACAGCUACCAGACAUCGCAGGAGAUUAUCUACCAAGAACAUCUCGCAAAGGGUCUUACGGAAAAAUACAAUACGUUGAGCCAACAGAUGGAUCAGCUCAUUCAUGACGCCGAUGCCCAAAUCAAAGCGCUCCAGGACAAGAUGCAAGCGAUGCAAGCGGAUUUGGCAGAGCUCGAAUCCAAGAAUCACGGGUUUGCGGAAGCUUUCAAGGAAAAAACCAAGGCGCAUCAAAGGACACAGAACCUCUACCAAGCGCUGAAAGCUCAAGUCAUGGCUUCGCAGGUUGCUCACGCUGCUGGAGAUGAAGCUGAAUUCACACUACAGACGGCCCGGGGGAAUCGCUUGAUUGAUCAUUUGCCAGGCGCCCGGUCUGGCACUGCCAAUCUCAGUCAGGUGGGCAUGACACAACAGGCAGGUAGCAGACUACACAACAGAGUUACUAGUCGGAGCUCCGGUAGCAGUGGGAGACAUCAGCAGAGCGGUGUUCACGUUGGCCCUUCCUUCAAUUCACAGCUGCACGGACGGGGACUUACCGGUAGAGUUCUUAAUAAUCAAUCUGCUUCGACUGGUACACCUUUGCAAGCUCGCAGGAGUCGCCUUCCAGUCCUCGGCGGAACACGUCAAAACCCAUAUCUGAACCAACAAUCGACGCCCUCGUUUCAGAGAUCAACAAUGACCAGACAGCCAAUGGGUGUUGGUAGUGCCGUGCAGGAUUUGGGUGGUUUUGCGCAUAGCCGCAGGUCGUCGAGGAAUGCUGAGUAG
Molecule: messenger RNA, 1740 nt
Organism: Exserohilum turcica Et28A
Lineage: Eukaryota; Fungi; Ascomycota; Dothideomycetes; Pleosporales; Pleosporaceae
Exons: 4
Coding region: 1-1740 (579 amino acids)
Biological process (GO): reciprocal meiotic recombination
Cellular component (GO): synaptonemal complex
Molecular function (GO): ubiquitin protein ligase activity
Source: RefSeq, a predicted model, not a curated record